Molecule: messenger RNA, 767 nt
Organism: Mangifera indica (mango)
Lineage: Eukaryota; Viridiplantae; Streptophyta; Magnoliopsida; Sapindales; Anacardiaceae
Product: nitrogen regulatory protein P-II homolog
Exons: 8
Coding region: 64-654 (196 amino acids)
Biological process (GO): regulation of nitrogen utilization
Cellular component (GO): cytosol; chloroplast thylakoid
Molecular function (GO): ATP binding; enzyme regulator activity
Source: RefSeq, a predicted model, not a curated record
GUCGAGCGGAGUUACUUUAUUAUCAACGGCAGCCAACAUCUUCAUUUUCAAAAGUGAAAAAUUAUGGCUGCAUUUGCAAAACCAGGCACACUUACUUGUCUGUAUUUACAGUCUCAUCUCAAAGAAUUUCCUCUCUUAGAUUGCACUUCCAUCCGACCACGGAUCAGGGAUCCUCGAUUUUCCCAGCUAAAGCUCACAAGAAAUGCGUCAAAUCUUCCUGUUAUUAGAGCCCAGAACUCCCGUGUCCCUGUAGAUUAUACCCCGGAAUCCAAAUUCUACAAAGUGGAAGCGGUGCUCAGGCCCUGGCGAGUCCAAAAGGUUUCUUCUGCUUUGCUGAAAAUGGGUAUCCGUGGUGUCACGGUUUCUGAUGUUCGAGGCUUUGGUGCUCAAGGGGGAUCAACAGAGCGACAUGGUGGCUCUGAAUUUUCUGGUGACAAGUUUGUUGCUAAAACAAAGAUGGAGAUUGUGGUGAGCAAAGACCAGGUUGAAGCAGUAAUAGAGAAGAUAUUAGAGGAGGCAAGAACUGGAGAGAUUGGUGAUGGCAAAAUUUUCUUGAUACCCGUCUCAGAUGUCAUAAGAGUUCGCACUGGUGAGCGUGGAGAAAAGGCUGAGAAGAUGACUGGGGGACAAUCUGAAAUGCGUUAUGCUGCAUGACCGUGUUCAAGUUGCAAUAUGAACAAAUAGCAAGAUUAGCAUAUAACCUUAUUACUGUAUCGCACUUGCUAUUCUUAUGCCCAAUAAAAAUAAGAGGAAAGACUUUGUGAUGA